Molecule: messenger RNA, 1693 nt
Organism: Linum tenue
Lineage: Eukaryota; Viridiplantae; Streptophyta; Magnoliopsida; Malpighiales; Linaceae
Source: the annotation of a GenBank genome assembly
CAGCCAAAGAAACAAAACAUCAGUUGGAGGCCCCGUGGAGAGAGAGAUAGUAAUGAUUUGAAAGAAGUGAAGGCAAGAAAACAAACAUUAGAGUGAAAAGAAGAAGAAAGAAAUUGGAAGUGACCCAUCCAUUUCCCUUUCCUUUUGUUUUUCGCUUUGCUUCUUCCUUCCCCUUUUCUCUAUUUUGGAUGGUAGAGAGAAAGUAAUAUAUUUAUCUCUACGAAGCUGGAGCAGCAGUAGUUCAGAAAAGGAGAGAAAGAUGCCAAGGCCUGGGCCAAGACCUUAUGAGUGUGUUAGGAGAGCUUGGCACAGCGAUAGGCACCAAUCGAUGAGAGGUUCAAUCAUUCAACAGAUUUUCAGGGUUGUGAGUGAGACUCACAGUGCUGCAACUAGGAAGAACAAGGAAUGGCAGGAGAAGCUGCCUAUUGUGGUGUUGAAGGCCGAGGAAAUCAUGUACUCGAAAGCUAACUCUGAGGCUGAGUACAUGAGCCAUGAAACCCUUUGGGAUCGUGUAAAUGAUGCAAUCAACACCAUCAUUCGCAGGGAUGAGAGCAGUGAAAGUGGGAAGCUUUUGCCGCCUUGCGUUGAAGCCGCCUUGAAUCUGGGCUGCAUUCCUGUGAGAGCUUCAAGAAGUCAAAGGCAUACUAAUCAGAGAAGUUACCUCACCCCAAGAGUCCAAGAACCUCCACCACCUUCUUCUCCAGUGCCUGCAAGAACCUUGAAUGAUGCACAUGCAGAAAGAUGCCCUCAGUUACCGCCUUUUCACUCCGGCAAUCAAUAUACAAGAGCACCAGCAACUUUGGAUUCAUCACCUCUUCCUGCUUUCGAGCGUAACAGUCAAAGGGCUGGUGCUCCCAGCCAUGCCUGCUCUUUGCCAUUUGAUGGUGUGCCUUUGGGGAAUGUCUAUCCGUUAUAUUAUGGAGAUCACUAUCAAUACAAGGAGCCUCAGUUUGUGUCCCAAGUCCCAGAGAGAGCAGCAUCAAACCCAAUAUACGUGGGCAAACCCAUCGGUACGGCAGCAGCUGUAGAUCCUGCUGCUGAAAUGGGUGCAUUGCAGAAUUUCUUCUCCCCAGGUCUUGAGAUUGCUUCACCAAGGACUACUCUUCCUGUCUAUGAGCAGAGGGCAGGAGCACAUUGUGAUUUGUCAUUGAAGUUGGGUUUCUCCUCAGAUCCUUGUAUGACCAUGGAAAGAAGUUCGGGUCAUGGAGGCAACAAUGGAAGGUUCAAUGAUCCAUCUCCAGCAAACAACCAGGAGUUCAGUUUUUUCCCUGCUAGUAGUAGUCAUGGUCCAUUUGAGUUCCCUGCAAUGAAAGGUGACCCUAGUACAGAUGCUUCUACCAUUAGAGAGCCCAGAGCACACUUCAGUGACAAUGUGGGGGAGGAUGGACAGUACUCCUGCUGGCCACCAGGGUUUCCCACAAACAGGUUCGUCGGUUGAACCAUAGAGGGGUCAGGUUUGUAGGCAAAUGUUUUUGUUGUGUGUAGACGAAAUGUAUAUCCGUGCGGGAGUUUGUGUUCUGCUUCUGAACUAUAUGCUCAGCCAAUCCUUUUUGCUGCUGUCAUUUUGCUAUGUUAGAGUUCAGAUGCAAGGGAUAAUGUUGAGAUUGGCAGGCAGGCUGUGAUGAGGUAAAAUUGUAAAUGAGAAUCAAUUUUCAAUGUUUAUUCCAAGUUGGUAUUAGCUGGUCUUUUGAGG